Messenger RNA from Penicillium nucicola, 1176 nucleotides. RefSeq lists its product as uncharacterized. NCBI's taxonomy places the organism in Eukaryota, Fungi, Ascomycota, Eurotiomycetes, Eurotiales, Aspergillaceae. The coding region runs from base 1 to 1176 and encodes 391 amino acids. The transcript has a single exon. The record is from RefSeq and is a predicted model, not a curated record.
AUGCCACCGUCGCAAAUUCAAGUUCCGCCACUGGGCCUUGCAACAGUACGAGGGGCUUUGCUUUCCGAUGUUAAAGCCCCCCGUGCUGGGCCAGGAACGCGUGGUAAGGAGUUAACUGCGGCCCAAGAAACUGUCUUGUGGAGUCUGUAUUUGCAGCAUAAGCUCUUUCCUUUUGACAAUAAGCUGCCUGCCAAGAGGUUUUGGUGUGAUCUUGCGAAGAAGUUUCAAGAGCAGACUCAGCGUUCGUAUUCGUGGUUGUCUGCUAAACGACGGAUCGUUGCGUUGUUGAGAACUCGUGGAAUUCAGGUGGAAUGGUGUGCUGAGCCGCCGAGGGUAUCGGUACUGGGGCCUGGAUCUCGGGAGGCUGCUGUGCAGUGUGGUAGAGGGUCGGCCGAUGACGACGGUGGGGAGUUGAGUUCGGCACCUGGGCCUGGAUUUGAAUCUGCUCGCAAAAAGAAUGGUAGCCAGGAUACCCUGGACUUGUCCCAGAAACCGACGAUCAACCCCAGAUUGGAAAACAUUCAGAGCUCCAAUCGGAAGUCCGAGACUGUGUCGGCACCUGACAACCGGACUGGAUCUAUUCGUGAAGAGAAUGGCGAUGUUGAUGAUUCGCACUUUUCACGGCGAUCGACGUUCAAUCAGAGACUGAAACAGCUCCAGGGGUCCCAGGUCAAACAAUCAGUCGCAUCUAUGCCCGAGCAAAAGACAGUUGCUGUUAGUAACUGGCUUAAAAAAAACCACUCAACAUCCCUCCCAGACAAGGAUGCCGAUAGUGAUGAUGCAGAGCCACUUAGCUCUAAGAGCCCUUGUCCGAAGCAAACCAGACCGACCAAAGUCACCAAAUCCCGAGCGAGAUCGCGAUCUCCCCUCUUUGACAAACAUCCCGUUUAUCGCAGCCGAUCGCCGCGUUCAUAUGAAAAGACAGAACAGGCUCCCAAACGAAAGGACCACUCAAGUUCAGCCCAGGCCUCACGAAGUGAACUGAGAAAGCGGCGGCCAUUUGCCAAUGAUUUCCUAGAGUGUACUCACCUGGUGUCUCAAACGGGCAGUCCCGAAACACCGCGAAACGCAAACAGUGAGCAGCCUGAUACUCUCGAUUCAACCUCGUCGGAUGAUGAAAAUGACCUGCCGGAAACGCCAGUUCGGAUUCCGAGAAGGCUCCGUGAUGCUCAAUGA